AUGAAAGACUGCGUGGUGCUCCCUGGCCUGUACGGCAUCUUAGUGCAGCUCCUGCUCUUUUGCUGUUGCGUGGGCGUGCUUUUGAUCAAGAAGGUCAGAGAGGGCUCCAGGAGGACGUGGCUGCAGUUCGGCUUGGAUUCCUCGAAGCAGUUUGUCGGCUCAGGAUGGAUUCACGUCUUGAAUCUGUUGUGUGCCUUGGUUAUGGGCACCCAGAUGGAUGAGUGUGAUGAAUGUGAGUGGUACUGGCUGAACAUCAUGCUGGACACCACUCUUGGGGUGCUCGUCGAGUAUCUCCUGCUCCGGCUUGUCAUGGAGGCACUGAACACCGUCCUGCAAGAGGGUGCGCAGGACUUUCGCACUGGUAGCUACUGGAGAGGUGGCGACUUUGAAGUUGCUAUGUACCUCAAACAGCUUCUUGUUUGGCUUCUCAUCGUGACCUUCAUGAAGCUGAGCAUGGUGGUGCUGAUGAUACUUCUGGCGAAGCCUUUGACGCUGAUCGCCCGAGCCAUGCUGAAACCCUUCCUGGCCAACCCCAAGCUGAAACUUAUCAUGGUGAUGAUCGUGACCCCCAUGUUCAUGAAUGCGUUCCAAUUCUGGGUCACGGACAGCUUCCUCAAGAAGCAGGAAGGUGAUCAAGAUCAUGAAGCCUUUUCUAGAGGGUCAGUUACUUCUCCGCUGGUGGGAAGCAUAGGUGGUGACGACAACGAGGCGGCCAACGAGAACGGCGCUAAGCACGUGAGCUUGAGAGCCUGCUCCACAGGGAAGGUCCAGAUCACUCUCAACCGACACCUGGCAGACAAGCGAUAG
Effrenium voratum is the source of this 807-nucleotide messenger RNA. NCBI's taxonomy places the organism in Eukaryota, Dinophyceae, Suessiales, Symbiodiniaceae. The record is from the annotation of a GenBank genome assembly.